Procambarus clarkii (red swamp crayfish) is the source of this 726-nucleotide messenger RNA. Lineage: Eukaryota; Metazoa; Arthropoda; Malacostraca; Decapoda; Cambaridae. The record is from RefSeq and is a predicted model, not a curated record.
AUGAUCAAUAGUAGCCAGGAUAUCAACAGUAGCCAGGAUAGCAACAGCAGCAGUGGGACUAACAGUAGCCAGGAUAGCAACAGCAACAUGACCAACAGUAGCCAGGAUAGCAACAACAUGACCAACAGUAGCCAGGAUAGCAACAGCAACAUGACCAACAGUAGCCAGAAUAGCAGCAACAUGACCAACAGCAGCCAGGAUAGCAACAACAUGACCAACAGUAGCCAGGAUAGCAACAGCAACAUGACCAACAGUAGCCAGGAUAACAACAACAUGACCAACAGUAGCCAGGAUAGCAACAGCAACAUGACCAACAGUAGCCAGGAUAGCAACAGCAACAUGACCAACAGUAGCCAGGAAAGCAACAGCAGCAUGACCAACAGUAGCCAGGAUAGCAACAACAUGACCAACAGUAGCCAGGAUAGCAACAUGACCAACAGUAGCCAGGAUAGCAACAUGACCAACAGUAGCCAGGAUAGCAACAACGAGAGUGGAAGUAAUAUCAUGUGUAAGAGGAGUGGAGGCAGGAGCAGGAACACCACGAGGGGUCCGCUGGCUAACGAUGUGCGGCAGCGGACGUGGGGCAGAGGGUUACCCAGGCUGGUUGGCCGCGGGCUUGAUAUUGAUACAGGGAGUCCUGGUUACCGCCCGCCCCAACCCCGCCAUUCAAUAUACAGCCAGAUUGGGUGUACACUCUCAAUUAAUUACUUCGCCAGCACUAAUUAA